AUGUGGACAAUAGCUUGGGAUUCUUUGCCUUUGCUCUUCUGGUUCCGUUUUGUUCUUUGUCAACAUGAAAGUGUCCAUGUGCAUUCAAAUGCAGGAAAUAUAGUUGGAUUCGCAAACACCACAUCAUUUGAAUCUGUGAGGUAUAAUGUUAAUACUUUUCUCGGAAUUCCAUUUGCUGAGCCACCAUUAGGAGUCCUUCGAUUUGCAAAACCUAUCAAAAAAGCACGUUUUACACAUGCAUUCUCUGCAACAAAGUAUGGUCCAGCUUGUCCACAAAAGGCUGAAUUCUCCCAGCAAUGGAUUCCAGGCAAGCCCAUGAUAUCAGAGGACUGCUUAACAUUAAACGUUUUUGCUCCAGCCCAUGCGCAUAAUUUAGCUGUUAUGGUUUGGUUCCAUGGAGGGGCAUUUGUAAUUGGACAAUCUAGUAUAUACGAUGCAAGUACUCUUUCCGGAUUUGGGAACGUUGUGGUUGUUACAGCUAACUACAGACUUGGUCCAAUAGGGUUUUUAGCCACCGAUGAUGACACGGCUAAGGGUAAUUACGGACUAUGGGAUCAGCACAUGGCUCUCCAGUGGGUCCAUGAUAAUAUUGCAUCUUUUGGGGGUGAUCCUAACCUUGUCACAGUAUUUGGAGAAUCUGCAGGUGGUGCCAGCUCUUUCUUCCAGGCCAUUUAUCCAUCUAAUAAAGGACUUAUGAAAAGAAUAAUCUCUGAAAGUGGAACUGCAAUUUGUCCUUGGGCUUAUAGUGAAAGAGCAACGGUUGGCAGAUAUUCUAAAUUACUAGGAAUGAAAUUAAACUGCUCAGUGGCUACAAACGUUAAGCUUGUGAACUGCCUAAGAACAAAACCGUUUGAAGACUUGAUCGCAAAUGCACAAGUUGGAACUAAAGAAGACGAAAUAUACCGUCCUGAGUGGACCCCUGUUGUAGAUGGAGAAUUCGUCAAACAACUUCCGCCAGAUGCUUUUCUUUAUCCAGAAACUAUGUUCUCUGAGGGAAGAGAUACUCUCGCUGAUCUAGACCUUUUGAUAGGAAUAAAUGAUGGAGAUGGUGGAUUUAUAACCAUGGUCUCACUUCUUCCAUUCGUACAAAGUAAAAUUACUCCAAAAAGCCCCGGACUUGACAUUGUUAACAACUAUGUUACAAAUUCUAUUCUAACAGAUCGUUUUGGUGCGACAGUUGCUUUGCUUGCAGACACAAUGUCAUUUGUAUACACUAAAUGGUCAAAGACCACUACAAACAAUACCUACUUACAAAAGAUGCUUGAUAUGUCAUCCGAUUAUCAAUUUUUCAUGCCCGCCAAAAUUUCUGCCCGUGCGCAUACAAAAGUACAGACAUCAGGACGGCAUACAUACAUGUACCUUUUUACACAUCGCUCUUCCUACGCACACACUAUUCCGUGGGCACCUGGAGCAGGUCACGGAGAUGAGCUACCUUACGUUUUUGGUUUUCCAACUAGUAUGCAAAAGGGACUUAAUUUUAAAGACACUCUUCAAUCAGCUGAAGUUUUACUUUCUGAGAAAAUCAUGACUUACUGGACUAAUUUUGCCAAAACAGGGGAUCCUAACAAACCUGUUGCUGUUCCAUUGAUAUGGCCAGAAUUCGAUUUAAAUUCAGAAUUCUACAUGGAUCUUAAUACCACACUAUCAAUAAAAUCUAAAAUGGAUGCAACUCGCACAGCAUUUUGGACACAGUUUGCACCAAAGGCUCUCAAAGGCAUUCAUAAUUUUUAUAGACCAGUCUCUAACUCUCAACAAAGUACAAAUACGUUUGAUCUCAGCUCUGUAAUUGGUUAA
Molecule: messenger RNA, 1794 nt
Organism: Saccostrea echinata
Lineage: Eukaryota; Metazoa; Mollusca; Bivalvia; Ostreida; Ostreidae
Product: acetylcholinesterase-like
Exons: 2
Coding region: 1-1794 (597 amino acids)
Biological process (GO): neuron cell-cell adhesion; postsynaptic membrane assembly; chemical synaptic transmission
Cellular component (GO): synapse; cell surface
Molecular function (GO): signaling receptor activity; neurexin family protein binding
Source: RefSeq, a predicted model, not a curated record